Messenger RNA from Anoplophora glabripennis (Asian longhorned beetle), 2825 nucleotides. RefSeq names its product glycogen [starch] synthase (gene GlyS). The transcript is spliced from 12 exons. Bases 353 to 2422 code for a protein of 689 amino acids. NCBI's taxonomy places the organism in Eukaryota, Metazoa, Arthropoda, Insecta, Coleoptera, Cerambycidae. Gene Ontology annotation, biological process: glycogen biosynthetic process. Gene Ontology annotation, cellular component: cytoplasm. The record is from RefSeq and is a predicted model, not a curated record. Gene Ontology annotation, molecular function: alpha-1,4-glucan glucosyltransferase (UDP-glucose donor) activity.
GUCGAGUUAUCAGCGGCUAACUGGCAUUUUGCCUGGCCGACUCGUAUUUUUUCUGAAUUAAAUUCAUUCACGAACAUGCUUCUAUUUAUACUGUUUUUUCUAUUCACUACAACCACUAAAAAUAAUCCUACCAACGUAAUACGGAUUUUGUGACCUCAACGUCGACCGUACGAGUUUUCUAUCGAGAAUUUGUUUAUAAUUUAUAGAGGCUUAUCUGUUCGGUGUUUACGACAUAGAUUUAGAUAUUAGUUUGUGCGCCUAGCUAAAAAAAAACUUAGAUAAUAGUGUGCUAGUUAAACACGUCUAGUUUUUUAGUCCAUUUUUACACAGGCAGCAGCAGUAAAGCCUAAGUAUGUCGAGAGACAGGGCUUCUCGAAGGUUCUACCGUGGAGAAUCUUACAGUAACAUGUCGGCAUGCAUGGACCGCGGCAUGGCAGCCGAGGAAGAGAACCGGUGGAAUUUCGAAGUGGCAUGGGAAGCCGCCAACAAAGUGGGGGGAAUCUAUACCGUGGUGCGGUCGAAAACCUUCGUGUCGACUGAAGAACUCGGCGACCAGUACUGCUUGAUAGGUCCAUACAAGGAGCACCACGCGAGAACUGAAGUGGAAGAAUGUCCGUUGUCUUCAGACAAUUUAAACAAAGCCGUGGAUUGUCUGCGGCAAAAGGGGUUCAAAGUCCACACAGGCAGGUGGUUGGUCGACGGCAAUCCCCAGAUAAUCCUCAUGGAUAUCGGCUCUGCCGCGUGGAAGCUCGACGAAUACAAGUCCGAGCUGUGGAACAAAACAAACAUCGGCGUGCCCCACUUGGAUAUCGAGGCAAACGACGCCAUUAUCUUGGGUUACAUGGUUGCCGAUUUCUUAGGAGAGUUUAGGAAUAUAGCGGAAGAACUUGGAGACGGCGUGCCGGCCAGGGUUCUGGCUCAUUUCCACGAGUGGCAGGCCGGAGUGGGGUUGAUUGUGCUGCGUAUGCGUCACGUUAACAUAGCUACCGUGUUCACGACACACGCUACUUUGCUGGGGAGAUAUCUGUGCGCGGGCAGCACGGAUUUCUACAAUAACCUCGAUAAGUUUAACGUAGAUGAAGAGGCGGGAAAACGUCAGAUCUACCACAGAUAUUGCAUGGAACGGGCAGCCAGUCAUUUAUGCCACUGUUUCACCACUGUCUCCGACAUUACAGGUUACGAGGCAGAGCAUUUACUGAAGCGAAAACCGGACGUGAUUACGCCGAACGGUCUCAACGUCAAGAAAUUCUCCGCAUUGCACGAAUUCCAGAACCUCCACGCCGUUUCCAAGGAAAAAAUUCACGAGUUCGUACGGGGGCAUUUCUACGGCCAUUACGACUUCGACUUGGACAAGACGUUGUACUUUUUCACGGCCGGCAGGUACGAGUUUGGCAACAAGGGCGCGGACGUAUUCAUCGAGGCCUUGGCCAGACUCAACCACUACUUGAAGUCCACUCAUCCCGACGUAACGGUGGUGGCGUUCAUGAUUUUCCCUGCGAAGACCAACAAUUUCAACGUGGAGUCGCUCAGGGGACACGCCGUAACGAAGUCGCUCCGGGACAACAUCGGGGACAUCCAGAGUAAGAUCGGGAAACGGAUGUACGAGAUUUGCUUGAGCGGGCGACUGCCCGACGGGAACGAGUUGAUGCAGAAGGAAGAGUUGAUCCGUCUCAAACGGUGUAUCUAUUCUCUGCAAAGGGAUUCUCUGCCGCCUGUAACGACGCACAACGUCGUCGACGAUUGGAACGAUCCAGUAUUAAACUCGAUACGGAGGUGCAACUUGUUUAACACCACCCACGAUAGAGUGAAGAUCGUGUUCCAUCCAGAAUUUUUGAGCACGACGAACCCCCUGUUCUCGUUGGAUUACGAGGAAUUCGUCAGGGGUUGCCAUUUGGGCGUUUUCCCCAGCUACUACGAACCGUGGGGCUACACGCCCGCGGAAUGCACCGUCAUGGGUAUUCCCAGCGUCACGACCAACCUUUCAGGUUUCGGCUGUUUCAUGCAGGAACACAUAUCCGACCCCAUGUCGUACGGCAUCUACAUCGUCGACCGCAGAUACAUAUCCCUAGAAGACAGCAUAAAACAGCUCGCCCAGUACAUGUACGACUUUGCCAGGCUGAACCGCAGACAACGAAUCAUCCAGAGGAAUAGGACCGAGAGAUUGAGCGACAUGUUGGACUGGAGAAACUUGGGAGUUUAUUAUCGACAAGCGCGGAUGAAAGCCUUGCACAAGGUCUACCCCGACUACAAGGAGGAGAUGGAGAACGGCAUAGGCACCCUGAGGUACCCCAGGCCUUUGUCGGAGCCGCCUUCCCCCAGCUCGAGUAGGGUCACUACCCCUGCGGCUUCGGUUCACGGGUCCGACGACGAGAGCGACUCGGUAGACGAGGAAGGAGAGUUGGAAGAAUUGAGAAGACAAUAGCGAGAAUUCCUAGAGGCCAAGUUUUGAUAUACCCGAAAAAUACUCCUUUUAAUUGCAAUAAUGAAAAUUGGUUUAUGUAAAUUGUUGGAAAUCUUCAAUUUUAUUAGGUUGUUGUGGAAAGAUAGGGCCAUAUUUGUGUACGAUUUAAGUAUCGCUCGUACUAUUCCUCGUGGUUCCGUGAAAACUUCCAUGACUGCUAAAUUUAAGUUAGAUCCACGUCUGGAGCUAGUUAUUCUUGCCAUUCGCGUCGAUGAAGGUUAGAAGUACGAGCGAUACUCAAGUUAUUAUUGUAAAUAUCCUUAGGCGAGUACAUCGAAUUUCUUUAACAUUUAUUUUAUUUGGAGCACCUUAUAGUGUUAAAUUGUAUGAGAGUAUACAUAAAAUAGAUUUUUUUCUUUUUAAA